AUGUCUCCUCGUAUGGUGACGAAACGUUUGCAAGCCAAUUGCCAAGCUCGGCGAACAGAUCAACAGCCACCUGAUCAACAACCAAAAAACGCUUGCGCCUGUUCACUGACCACAAGGUCCGUGGUUGGAAUCCGACCACUGACUCUCGACUUCCUCUAUCUGGGCUUGGGCAACCUGAUCCAGCCCCCUUGCUUCUUUCGGGGGGCAUGGCAGCUAGGCACCAAAUGGGGUCUACUCGCGCUGAAAGAGCCUAACGACCAUAACUAUCCGACAGUCGUUGUUUGGGGUCUACUCGCGCUGAAAGAGCCUAACGACCAUAACUAUCCGACAGUCGUUGUUUGGGUAAUACUGCCAGCGUCUGGCAACAUCGCAAUCAGUAGAAUCAGGUCGAGAUGGACCAAGUGGCUAGAGCGCGAAUUCACAGACAAGAUCCGUGGUUCGAACCCGACAUAUGCCACUCGACUUCCCUUGUCUAGGCUUACGCAACCUGGCAGUAUACCAGCCCUCGUGCCUCCUUCGUGUGGGAUGACAGCUAAGCACCGAAAGGGUGCCACAGCUGAACGAGAAUUAUAA
Molecule: messenger RNA, 573 nt
Organism: Opisthorchis viverrini
Lineage: Eukaryota; Metazoa; Platyhelminthes; Trematoda; Opisthorchiida; Opisthorchiidae
Exons: 5
Coding region: 1-573 (190 amino acids)
Source: RefSeq, a predicted model, not a curated record